UGCAUACUGAUUACGUGAAACAACAACUCCCGUGUUUUUCCGCACAGCUAUUUAACUACCCUAGGUCUGCUUUAAUGAAGCAUUUACUAUUACAGGUCAGCUUUACUAACGCAACUAACGCUGUGCUUCUCUUCACCCGACAUCAAUGCCGCGGUGGUAGCUGCAAGAAAGAAGAAAUCCUCUUGUUUACCGGAAAGGUGGACACCGUCAGCGAACGUGGACAGCAUGUGAAGAGGCAUCGCUGAAAGAUCAGCACCUUUAGAAUCAGAAGUAAUUUGCAGUCUGAAACCCUGCAGCGUCGGAUCGUUCUGCCCCACUCGCCGCCGGCAUGUUCCCGUUAGACGCGCCGUGGAACAUUUCGUUCGCAGGCUGCGGCUUCCUCGGCAUCUACCACGUCGGCGUGGCCAGCUGCCUGCUGGAGCAGGCCCCCUUCCUGGUGCACAACGCCAGGCACAUCUACGGGGCAUCGGCCGGAGCGCUCACCGCCACCGCGGUGGUCACUGGGGUCUGUCUGGGAGAGACAGGUGCAAAUAUCAUCAAUGUUGCCAAAGAGGCGAGAAAGCGGUUCCUGGGACCCAUGCAUCCUUCCUUUAACUUGGUGAAAAUCGUGCGACACAUGCUGCGUGGGACUCUGCCAGAUGACUGCCACGAGCGGGCGAGUGGGAGGCUGGGAAUCUCGCUCACCAGAGUGACAGACGGGGAGAACGUGCUGGUGUCUCACUUCAACGAUAAGGAGGAGCUGGUGCAGGCGUGUGUCUGUAGUGCCUACAUCCCAGUGUACUGUGGCCUUAUUCCUCCUACACUUCAAGGAGUGCGAUAUGUUGAUGGAGGAAUCUCAGAUAACCUGCCUCAGUAUGAGCUGAAAAACACCAUCACUGUGUCGCCGUUCUGUGGAGAGAGUGACAUCUGCCCCCGAGACUCUUCAACCAACAUUCACGAGCUGCGAUUCACCAACACGAGCAUCCAGUUCACGCUCACCAACCUCUACAGAGUCUCCAGGGCUCUUUUCCCUCCAGACCCAACGAUCAUGAAGACCAUGUGUAAACAGGGAUAUAGAGACGCUCUGCACUUUUUAAAGAGAAAUGGACUUCUUAAUUUCAACGGACCCCUUAGGGAUCUACCCCUGUUAGCGAAUGGAGAAGAAGUUGAAUGUAAUGAAGAGGAGGAAGAGGUGGAAAAGGAGAGCAAUAAAGUUGAUGAAGAGGAAGUAUCGCCAGUGGAAAAAGAAAAAGUAGUAGCGGCUCAAUCCACUUUAUCAGAAGAAGAACAUGUUGUUAUACAUCUUCCUCCCACUCUACACAAAGCUCUGGUUGAGGCCUGCAUGGAGAGGAGAAGUCUGCUGCAGUCACUAAGAAACCUGCUUCCUGUCAGGAUGGCCUCAGCCAUGAUGGUCCCCUACACUCUCCCUCUGGAGUCAGCCAUUUCCUUGACUACCAGACUCUUUGAAUGGCUGCCAGAUGUGCAUGAAGACGUAGAGUGGAUGCGAGAGCAGACAUUUAAAAUCCUGCAGCAUGUUUUCCGCCGAACCUCCAAAAGCAUUUCCCAGCGUGUGUCAGCCAGGUUUAGCUGUCACCUGGAGUUACACCAUUACCAGUACCUCCCAUCCCGGUUCAGCUCCACCAACUUGUUACCCACCUGGUUGAACGGGAGCAGCUCCUCGCUCCAGGACGUCUUCAAGCGCCUCGACCAGUACAAGAGGCAGCUAAUGCCUGGGGUGCUGUGUGUCAACAUGGAUCUGCAAGGAUCCUUCAGAACGGAUGAGCUCUCACCAUCCGACACAUCCACAGACGGCCUCACAAUGCACGAUAUCCCUGAAACUGGACUUGAUGCCAACUCGAGAGAAACUCCCAUUAACGUCUAAGUUUCUUCUGUAAGUGCUGUAGCACGUCACAGUAGAUCAAACACAUUUUAAACAUAUAAUCAGAUUUUAAUAUCUGUUUACACCCUGACACAUAGAUACUUCGACAUUACCAGUACCAGGUACUGUUUAUGUAAUUUAUUGAGCCCUUUUGUACAUGACAAUGGUAUUAAUUUACCAUAUUUACACUUGUGUUCAUUUCAACUAAUGCAUGACUUUAUGCAUUUAUAUCUUUAGUUAUAGUUUAGUCAGUUGAGCAAACCCAUAGACAAGUAUGUCUAUAGGUUUAGUAAUAAAUCUAUCAACAUAGCACACAAACACACUUGAAUUACAGGAUGUUACAAAAGUAAGUAAAAUAGCUUAAAAAGACGACUGUUUGUUAUUGGGAACAAACAGUUGAGCAGAAUAUUCCUGCUGCAUCUGGUCAUAAACCUGAGCCACCUACGCUGCACAGGUGGUGAAGGAAAAUGGGUUUGUUACAGGGAGUUACUCCAUUUAUAUUUAUAUGUAUCAAUGCAAUACUGUUAAAAUCCACACUGUUUAUGUUUUUAGGUCUGUGUUGUGCUUUUCCUGCUGCUAACUGUUGUACAAUACUUCUGCUUCAAAACCUUUUGAACAGUGAUUACGAUGAUGCAGUGGAUAUUAUACCUGAAUCAAGUAUGUGAUUUUUAAUUUAAUCUUGGAAUCAGUUCAGUCUGAGUUGCACUUUAUUAUUGUUUAUCAACCUUAUUUAAUAUUUCUUAUGUACUAUGUGAAAGAUAUUUUAACUGUGUGAUCAUGCCCCAACGUGUGCCUUACACUUUAAAUGCCAUGUGAGUUUAGCAUCUUGUAAAAAUGUUGAUGAAUAUUUAUGUAAUUGUUAAAUAAACUGGUAUUGUUCAUUUUA
This is a messenger RNA of Betta splendens (Siamese fighting fish), 2744 nucleotides long. It is a transcript of the gene pnpla2, whose product is annotated as patatin-like phospholipase domain containing 2. Gene Ontology annotation, biological process: lipid homeostasis; positive regulation of triglyceride catabolic process; triglyceride catabolic process. NCBI's taxonomy places the organism in Eukaryota, Metazoa, Chordata, Actinopteri, Anabantiformes, Osphronemidae. Gene Ontology annotation, cellular component: cytoplasm; lipid droplet; membrane. The record is from RefSeq and is a predicted model, not a curated record. The coding region runs from base 329 to 1861 and encodes 510 amino acids. Gene Ontology annotation, molecular function: triacylglycerol lipase activity. The transcript has 9 exons.